AUGGUGAAAGGCCGGCAGUCCAUGCAGGACAAGCUGCUGGAGGUCGUGGGAGUCGAUGGCGCAUUGCAGCUGGGCGCUAGCCAGGUUGGCCUCUACACGGCCACGCAGCUGGCACAGGCAUCUUCGGUGAAGAUCAUCAACAAGGUGACACUGCCCAUGGAGGUGGACGGCGAGCCCAGCUGGUUGACAAAGGACGGCGUGAUCGAGAUCACGCACAAGAGCCAGGCCUACGUCCUGGCCCGCUGCAAGAAGCGAAGUUCCCACGCGGUGGCCACCAAUGUGAUCGACUGGGCAGCGCAAAAGAACAUCAUCACCGCAGAGCAGAGGAACCUCAUCCAGCAUGAGAUCGCCCAUAGGGCCGGUGACCUCGACCCAGCCAGAAAGACUGGCUCCUGGGCUCGAUUGCACACUGGCGAUGACUGUGAGAAAAAGGACACGGUAUCAAUCGAGGAAGCCAUCUCCACCAUGUCCGCGCGCUACCGCUCUGGUCGUGACCUAAAGUCGGGGCUGGAGGGCUUGACACGGCGAUCACAAAGAAGAUGGAUCGAGGCCGAAGGGGACUACUGCGAUGAUGUCACGGUCAUUUUCCUUGCACCGGCCAAGUCAUGA
Messenger RNA from Effrenium voratum, 609 nucleotides. The record is from the annotation of a GenBank genome assembly. Lineage: Eukaryota; Dinophyceae; Suessiales; Symbiodiniaceae.